CGGCUGCGAAAAGGAUGCUGGGGUCUUUACCUGGUCAAACAGCACAGGAUUAAGCCCAGAUGGACAAACGGACCAUGUAACCACAUCAGAGAUGUUCGUACAGUAUCCAGUGGUGUGACCUUUGACCUUUAACCCUGCGAUUUGGAUUCUCUUCAACUUUACAGCCUUUGAACACUCUUCUGAUGUGUUAAGCAACUUUGCUGAACAGUUUGAUGGAGAGCUGGUCGGAUGACAGCUGGAACUGUUGUCAUAACCGGAGGAAUACUGGCCACAGUGAUACUUCUGUGUAUCAUAGCUGUGCUCUGUUACUGUAGACUCCAGUACUACUGCUGUAAGAAGAAUGGGUCUGACAGUGGCUCCAUCUCUCAGCAACACUUCGCCUGCAACGCCUGCAGCGUGUCCGGCCUGGACGGCUCCAUCGUCAGCCCGCUGUCCCUGUCGCCGCCGGAGCCGCCCGGAUCCUCCGACCCUUCCAAAUCCGCAGGAGGGCGUCGCAGCUACUGCCCCACCUGCUCCCCUUACGACUCCCCUUUCUACAUACGCACCACCGACGACAUGCGCAACGGCGGCGAGCGCAUCACCUACAUGCCCACCCACUAUGACAACCAGGCGCUGGCCAUGCCGCUGCCCGCCGUCCGAGGCUCCCUGCUGAGGGAGGCCCAGCGUGGACGACCCCCUGACUUCUACACCAACACCCGGGCCAUCAGCACGGAGGUGUGACCGCCCCCCAAACCCCACCCAACCCCCACCCCCAUACAUACACACACUCCUGUCUUCAUCCUGUACACACACACCAGCACCACCACCUAACAAACUGUGACGCCUGCUGCAGGUGAGGAUCUGCUGGACUAACGCCCACUGUGGGUUUCAUGAAGGGUCGCUGGGUUCAGGGGGGAGGGGUGGGGUGGGGUGGGGUGAGAGGAUUCUGAGCAACAAACUGUGCCACAAGGAGGGAUUAUUUUCAGAUGUUCACUUUUUACCCUGAGAUUCAGUUUUCAUGCUCACAACGACAGUAACUGUAACUAAAAGUAUGUGUAACCUUUCCUGGACAAACCCCUUCCUGCUCCGUUCCAAGGGUUUGGUUGUAAACCUGUGAACUGUAUUUGUUGACUGUUAUCUGUGUCUUUACUGACUGAGGGCUACGGUACGUAAAUUAUGGCUUUCCUGAACUAAAUCUACCCCCAAAUACAUAAAAAGAGCAUAAAUGAUGUAGCAGGUAUGGACUGAUUUUCAUGAUAAAACUGGAAAAAACACUCAUGCUAAAACUCUGGAAGCGUAAACGUCCCCUGUGUGGAUUUCUGGACAUGUGGAAGAACCGAACAGGAAAUCAAACAACUGGAGGUUUGUCUAUGCAAGCGGCCGCAGCUCUUCAUCUCCAGUUAUUUCCUGUGUUUCAUUAUAUAACUUUAUUUGCGGGGUACUGUGCACACCCGUGGGACAUUACGACGCUGCACAUGUACAUACAAGCAUUUAAUGCUGGGUAGUAGAAAGCCUCUCGGGUUGCCAGGUCCUUCCUAAACCCCCCUUUGUACCUGUGUUUCUCCUGUAAACCUGUGAAGACGCAAGAAUGCCUGAGCCCUCGAAGGCAACAGUGAAGCUUGAAAUGAACUGAGUGAAUUUGUCCAUACUGACAGUAAAGCAAAAAAAAGUGUAAAUAUUACCAAGCAGCAAUGAGAGAAUAAGUUGUUUGUUUUGUGUUUUUGAUGGAGAGAAAUGCAUCUUGGGAUUUGAACAUGAUGUAUGCUGAAUGAGAGUGUGCGAUUUACUAGUUAGUGCUAUUUUGUCUACUCCACACCUCUAAUAUACUCCUGUACUACUCUCAUGUUGAACCUUUAACCCAUACAGACCCAGUGCUACUUUUAUGGCUCUUCCCAAAUGAAUUUUUGUCCCUAUUUAACCUUUCCUAAGUGAUUUAUCACCAUUUAUUAUAAUA
Sphaeramia orbicularis (orbiculate cardinalfish) is the source of this 1933-nucleotide messenger RNA. Its product is annotated as protein FAM163A. The record is from RefSeq and is a predicted model, not a curated record. Lineage: Eukaryota; Metazoa; Chordata; Actinopteri; Kurtiformes; Apogonidae. Bases 229 to 720 code for a protein of 163 amino acids. The transcript is spliced from 6 exons.